Molecule: messenger RNA, 6808 nt
Organism: Coregonus sp. 'balchen'
Lineage: Eukaryota; Metazoa; Chordata; Actinopteri; Salmoniformes; Salmonidae
Source: the annotation of a GenBank genome assembly
AUGAUUUAUAUCUCUGUGUCCUCAGAUGUGAGCUUCCUAAGAAUCCAUCUGUCUGGGAAUAACAACCAUAUAAAGUUCCUGCAGGGCCCUCAAGACAACAUAGUAUACGCUGCAGGCCAUAGAAACAUGUUCCAGACAGACUUCCACAGUUUGACCUCUAUAAAGGUUGUAUGACUGAGUUACUUGUGUAUUGUGUUGCUUUAUAUUGAUUUAGCUCUAUUCAGGUCGUGCUCUAAGUAGGAUUGUCCAAUUCAGUUGCUGUAAUGUAAUUGAUGGUAAUAACAGAGGGAGGGUUAUUGAUAUUGUUACAGUAAAUAUUUAGCUAAACAGUCCUUCCCCUCUUAUAUACUGUAGACUAGAUUAUGUUGAAAAGGAUGUAUUGAACAUUGUAUUCUACAUGUACAGAUGUAGGAUCUUAAUUUGAUCACUCUUAUGUUACUGAGAAUUUUACUGCACAUCAGGAAAUGCAAACUUGUAGUAUAUUCAAGGUUUAAAAAGGGUUUUAAAGUUAGUAAUUUCCACUUUAAAAUAUCACAUUAUUUGCCCUAACGAAAAAUGUAUCAACGCCUUCAAAAAAUGUCCAUUAAUUAUAAUCCACAUAAUAAUUCACAUGUCCUGUUGCUGCAUGAGUAUUUUCCUGCUGUAUUAAACUGGCUCAAAUUAAGAUCCUACAUCUGUACCUGUACAAUAUUUUUAAUGAUUGCCUUUGCAGAGUCCUGUGUUUGGAGAGGGAUGUAGAAGUAAUGAUCCCGCAUCACCAGUGAGUAUCUGAGAGGAUGUUGGUUUUAUAGUACAGUUCAUUACUAAAGUUGCACAUAGAAUAAUUUGCAUACAACGAUGUAACACAGUUCUGUUUUGUACUUCAGGACUGUCACUAUAACAUCACUGUUUUACACAAGACUAAAGAUCCAAACCAACUGUUCCUGUGUGGAACCAAUGGACAACAACAGACAUUGUGCUGUUACAUGGUAUGGGACAUACUUUUCAUUAUAUAAGUAUACAUGACUUUUCAUGGUACCAUUUUGCCAUUGGCGUGUUGACACAAAACUAUUCCACUGCAGAACCCAUCAGACGACCCGUUUAACUGCACUCGAUCCAAGGGCAUCCAAAACAUUAAACAACACAUAAAUGAAAGCGAGCCAUCGCUCCUCAUUGGUGAGGAAAAUGUCUCAUUGGAAAAUCAUUACUCUAUAAUAUGACCUAAUGUUCAUGACUGGUUGGUUAUUGAGCUAAUGUGUUGUGUCUCCAGGUUCUGCUGAAGUAGAGGAAUUCUACACCACUCACUCAGGCACAGAGGGUUCCGUGGGGAUCCACAGGUUUGGGAAGAACAGACUAUGGACAGAAAAAAGUGGAACAGGUAUGGAUCAGGGUGAGAGAACAAGACGUGGCCUGACAUUGUUUUGUUUAGUACUGUAUAUCUGAUCAGACUGUCCAUUGAAUUUAAUGAUUUAUCCUGUUAUUUUCCCUAGAACAGAGAUAUGUGAGUUUGGUGGCUAGUGGGCAGAGAGAGGAUAAUCUGCAGGACAGACUAUAUGCCUUCUACAUAGAGAAGACCCGAGACCCGAGUUUGGACUCUGAUCUCUGGGUUUCCCGGGUUGCUCAAGUCUGCAUGGUAAGCACUACAUACAUGAAUGUAGAACAUGAAUCAUGCCUUCACUGUAUGUAAUCACCAGUGCUGCAGUUUAGUUCAGAAAAUAUUUGUAGAUCUUUCAUAUGCGGCACCAACUCCAUUUCUGCCCAUUUAAGCCCUUAAUUAAGACUAUUUUCAUUGGGGGGCUCCUUUAAGUGGUGUGUGCACUUGCCCACUGUGAUUAUCUUAGCAUGUCCGUGGUUGGAUGUGUGUUCCAGGCCGAUCUUGGAGGACCUAAGUCCUAUCUGCAGUUCAGGUGGACCUCCAAGUUGAGUACCAGGCUCUUCUGUGGAGACCAUGACAGCAGGCUGUACUUCACCCAGCUAGUGGACAUGAACACUGUUCUGGGAGACAGGUGGCAGGAUACCAGGGUCUACGCACUCUUCAGGAAUGGCUGGUAGGACGACAUACUGUAGAUAGAUCAUAAUGGACCUUAGUAACAUACACAAAUCAGCAAUAGCAACACAACAGGCUCUGGGAGCAGGGACUCAUAGUACAGUUUAUGACAUGACGUUGCAGUGCCGUUAAGAAAAAAAAUCUAAUUUGAAAGAUAAACAUCGAAGUGAAAGUGACAUAAGGAGUUUUAACGAUUAAGAAAACCAAAAUGUCGUACUCUUUGUUUUGUUUUUAUCACAUGGAAGUUUGGGUUGUGCUUCCCCUCUUUAAAUGUAACUUGGUUACAGUUCAUAUUCCUUUUCUGAUCUCGAGAGUCAUCUGAUCUUCUGACCUUUACUGAAAGCAGAUGUUGUGAAACAUUGUGAAAGAGAUCUUUAGUAAGGGGUAUAGUUGAAACUUGCUGAGCUCUGUGUCUAUCCCUAGGGGUAUGAGUGCUGUAUGUGUCUACACCGUAGAAGAUAUUGACCGCAUCUUUAAAACGUCCAACUUCAAGGGACACACAGGGCCCGUUCCAAACCCACGACCUGGGGAGGUAUGCUCAACAAUAUACUCAACUUUCUAGUCAGCUCUACUCCUUUACUCUGUAUGUCUACAAUAUUGGACUGUAUUCUGUGUAUAUCUUUGUAUGUUGAAGUAUACAUAAAAGUGUCCAUCCUCUUGUAGUGUGUUAAAGACAGCACUAAACUCCCCAUGGAAGUCCUGAAGAUGGUGGACAAGCAUUCAGAGAUGGAGGAGUGGGUCACCAGUGGGCCUCUCCUGGUCUCUCACCGCCAUUACCACCACAUCCGCAUGGAUAGAGUCCAAGGCAAAUGGAAUGUCCUGUUUCUGUCUCUAGGUGAGAAGUUUUGAUCUCUAGAUGAUGAAUCACAAAUGAUCAGUCUGAAAGGAAUGACGGGAAACCUUAGCCUUCGGAGAUGUUUGGAGACCUUUAACAUACACCUCUUAUGACCCUGCAGCAAGUGAUGAUAGGGAGCUGUAUCGUGUUUAUGUACAGUAUAAUUAUAGGAAUGUGGAUGAGAUGAGAAAGUUUCCAUCUUAUAAUCACACCAGUUUCAAGAGACAGAGGCUUUCAGAAGGUUGAAAUAAUAUUGACCAUUCAUGGUACUAGAGGGUGUAAAGUGACACUUUUUUUCACGCUGACUGACUGACACUGAUCUUUUGUAAGGUGUAAAAAAAAGGCCUGUCUGAACAGUUUAUUUUGAACUUUAAAAAAGAGAAGUAACUAAGUGGAAGUAUAGUCUUAUCACACUGUGCUAGGAAACCAGAGUUCAUUUCCCAUCAUUGCACUCAAAUUGGCACACAGAGACUUCAACCCUAACUCGAGAUUCACGCCUGCACAACAGUUUGUAGGGUGUGCUUAGUGUCAGAGAAAUACAACCCGGACAUGAGACUGAUGAAUGUAAUUGAAGUACAGUAUCAGAAGCAUUACUGUAGCAAUAGUCAUAGAUACUCAUAGAUAUGUAUCCUCAGGGUGAGUCUAUGCCCCACCAUGCAUCUGUACUGUGAGUGGUGUAAUAUAUGACUGGAGGAUGUCUCAACGUUAUGAUGAAACAUUUAAAGGACUGUUGACAUUUCUUACCCACACCUUUUUUUUGUAAUGUUUGACUCUCACUCAUAUCCUCAAUGAUCGAUGACUGCUGUUUGACACUGGCUGUGUGUGUGUGUCUACACUAGAGAAUGGAGGGAUUCAUAAGGUUCUGGAGAGGGAUGGUCAGGCCUUCGUCAUCGCUGAGUUACAACCUUUUAACUACAGGGCACACAUCCUCAGUAUGAUGUUACACUCCUCAACGGUGAGUCAAGGAACACAGCCCACACAGAAACCUCCCCAUUGAGAUCCAACAGUGGUAGCAAUGUAGUAAUAAAACAUGGAGUGGAAUAGACAAUAGUCAAAGAGAUCCCUUUCAUACCAUGUUUUAACAUGUGGAUCAGUUAUUUGAUCACGGCUGAACGUUUGAUGAUUCAACUACAGAUGUUGUUGUCCUUUAAAAUGCAUUCCGUCUGCAUAUCAUUUGAUGGCAUUGUGGAUUUAGUUUAAUAAUAAGUAUUGGCCACAGGUUUAAAAUUGCAUGCCUCAUUCAAAUACACAGAAUGUUGUAGGCUGUUACGUAAUAUCCAUCUCCAAUGCGCCCACAUCGGAAGGUGGUUUCCAAAAUCCGACCACAAUACGUCCCAGAGGUCUGAACGGGAGGAGAGAGACAAUAGACAGGAACAACUGCAACCAUAACAACUAUAUUUAUAUCUCUAUAAUAAUAUUGUAGAAGAAGUGGUGUUCUAAUUGUAAGCCAGUAACUUUCUUCUGCAGUCAACAGUCAUUGUUCCAGUAUUCCCUACAAUAUUAGAAUAAAGGGUUCCAAAAGGGUUCUUCGGCUGUCCCCAUAGGAUAACCCUUUUUGGUUCCACAUAGAACUCUUUUGGGUUCCAUGUAGAACUCUCUGUGUAAAUAGUUCUACAUGGAACUCAAAUGGGUUCUGCCUGGAACCAAAAAGGGUUCUUCAAGGGGUUAUUCUAUUAGGUUCUAGAUAGCUCCUUUUUUUCUAAUGUUCUUGUGGUGUUGUGUUCCAGGCAAAGCUGUAUGUGGCCUCCAGCAAAGAGCUGGUUCAGAUUGACCUGGGCAGCUGUGAUCAGUAUGGAGCCCAGUGUGAAGACUGUGUUUUGGCCAGAGACCCUUACUGCGGCUGGGACGGCCAUCGCUGCACCACAGCUACAAAGUAAGACCAAGCACAGCCUGCUUUCAGCUUAUAGCAUCCGCUGUAUAGAUAUUUAAUGGUAGUGAUUUGAAAAUAGAUUUCUCAUUAAUGGUUAUCAACAUAUUGGUUUCCUCUCUGUGGUUUCCUGUGAGCCUUAUACAGUUUUGUUGUAACACUUCAUAGUGUUUGUCAAAAAUGCAAAUAUAGAGUGGUGCAUUAGUUUGGCCAUUAUGCUAGACCUUAUUUUCCAUCAGUUCAGCUCAACAUGGCCAGAGGUAGUUUUUCCAGAAUGAUGUAUACACACAUGGCCCUUGUUCAAACAAAUGUGGUGUCAGAUGAGGCCAUGAAAACAAACAAAAUGUACUUCAAACAAAUGUGGUGUCAGAUGAGGCCAUGAAAACAAACUAAAUGUACUUCAAACAAAUGUGGUGUCAGAUGAGGCCAUGAAAACAAACAAAAUGUACUUCAAACAAAUGUGGUGUCAGAUGAGGCCAUGAAAACAAACAAAAUGUACUUCAAACAAAUGUGGUGUCAGAUGAGGCCAUGAAAACAAACAAAAUGUACUUCAAACAAAUGUGGUGUCAGAUGAGGCCAUGAAAACAAACAAAAUGUACUUCAAACAAAUGUGGUGUCAGAUGAGGCCAUGAAAGCAAACAAAAUAUACUUCAUUUGAUUAAACGUGACAUACUUACAAGUAUGUCUGCAGUGUGUGUCAGAGGAAAAUGUUAGUUCACUUCCUCACUCUGAUCCCCACCUGCUGUUAAAAAGUAUACUACACUUCCUCCUCUACACUCCCCCCAAACAUGCACACACGCUACACACACACGAUACUACACACCACCUUGUCGUGUAGUCAAAUGCUCUAUGCUCCGUUGGUGUGAUACUAUGUGGUUUCAGUACAGCUCCUCUGUUUCAAAGAACUAUCUCUCUGCCAACCACAAGGUAGACACCCUACACCCUACUGUACAAUAAACCGGUACAUUUGCUGGUUGAGUUGCUGGUUGAGACUCCUUAACUCAUAUAUGCUUGUCUUUUUACAGUGAUACAAUUCAGGAUGUGGAGAACGGGAACCAUCAGGUAUGCAGCAACAUAUCCAGAGGAUUUACUGCAAGUAAAGGUGUGUAGUGUGUUACAGCCAUCCUUGUACAAAUACAAACCCCUUAUUAUGACCAAGUACUAUAAUAAAGGAUGGAAACCAUCCACAAUGGUUAGCUAUGGGAGUCUAAAAAGCAAUGUUUUGCUCUUAGUUUACUUUCCAGGGUCAUCAGUUGGCGCUGAAGAUGGAAUCAGAGUCCCUCUAUCUUCAAAGUACUUCCUCCAUUGCCCAACCUUGUCCAGCCACGCUGAGUACAGCUGGAGGCACCAUGGCAACACCACAGCAACGCCGUGCAUCUCCACAAAGUCAGAGGACCAGUGUCUCCUGCUAAUAGAGAGCAUGGGCCCUGAGCAGCAGGGAACAUACAGCUGUGUGUCUGAGGAGAGGGGCUACCGCAGGACCCUGGUGCAGUACCAGUUACAGCUGGACAGGGGGGUCACAGGCCUGGCCUCUCACCACCUACCCUUUCCUGGUCUGGGUCUGGUACUACUACUGGUCCUGACUUUGCUCUGCUAGCAUCAGCUCUAUGGACUAUCACCCCAGCCCUAUGACCGAGCUGACUUGACUUGGACAUGCCUGCACUUGUACUUUGGUCUUCCUUACACCCACGGUACCUCAAGAAUAGUUCAUGACAGUCAAGUGACCGACAAGGGGCCAAAGCUUCGCUGAGCCAUUUCCUUUGUUACUUUCCCAAUCAGUUGGUCAAAAAACUGAACGCUGCAGAAGUUAAAGCAACUGCACUUGUGCUGAGUUAAGGAUUUAUUGGCCUUAUGUGUUUUAUAAUCAUGCUAUGUUUUCCAAUAUGAAACUUUGCAGGGGUUUAAAAUAUUUUAUGUGAAAAUCUGAAUGUACAGGAUAUUGCAAAAACAGACUAAUUUGGUUACAUUUUAGAAAUAUAUAUUUUUACUUAACUACUAAGUUUCUUUGCUAACAGCAUGAUAGUUGUAAAUAUAUAUAUUUCUUUAUCGAUUACUUAUUUAUAUGUACAGUAUUAAACUC